AUGAUUUUACUUUCUUUCAUUUGCCGGGAAACUAAUCAUCGAUUCACUUCGGUCUCUUUUCUGAUUCUGUCUUUCUCUCUCUCUACUUAUUCUCUCUCUCUCCUUAUUCUCACCCUCUCUCUUUUUAUUCUGUCUUACUCUCUCUUUUCUUAUUCUCGCUCUCUCUCUCCUUAUUCCUUCUCUCUCUAUUCUUAUUCUGUAUUUCUCUCUCUCUUUAUUCUUUCCCUCUCUUUAUUCUCGCUCUCUCUCUUUUUAUUCUGUCUUGCUCUCUCUUUUCUUAUUCUCGCUCUCUCUUUCUCCUUAUUCCUCCUCUCUCUAUUCUUAUUCUGUCUUUCUCUCUCUCUUUAUUCUUUCCCUCUCUUUAUUCUCGCCCUCUCUCUUUUUAUUCUGUCUUACUCUCUCUUUUCUUAUUCUCGCUCUCUCUCUCCUUAUUCCUUCUCUCUCUAUUCUUAUUCUGUCUUUCUCUCUCUUUUUAUUCUUUCCCUCUCUUUAUUCUCGCUCUCUCUCUUUUUAUUCUGUCUUGCUCUCUCUCUUUUCUUAUUCGCUCUCUCUUUUCCUUAUUCUCCUCUCUCUAUUCUUAUUCUGUCCUCUCUCUCUUUAUUCUUUUCUCUCUUUAUUCUCGCUCUCUCUCAUUUUAUUCUGUCUUGCUCUCUCUUUCUUAUUCUCUCUCUCUUUCUCCUUAUUCUCCUCUCUCUAUUCUUAUUCUGUCUUUCUCUCUCUCUUUUUCUUUUCUCUUUUUAUUCUCUCUCUUCUUUUAUUCUGUCUUGCUCUCUCUUUUCUUAUUCUGCUCUCUCUCUCCUGAUUCCUCCUCUCUCUAUUCUUAUUCUGUCUUCUUAUUCUUUAUUCUCUCUCUCUUUAUUUCUUCUCUCUUUUUUCUGUCUUACUCUCUCUUUUCUUAUUCUCUCUCCUCUCCUUAUUCUUCUCUCUCUAUUCUUAUUCUUUCUUCUUCUCUUUUUUUUUUCUCUUUUAUUCUCGCUAUCUCUCUUUUUAUUCUGUCUUGCUCUCUCUUUUCUUAUUCUCUCUCUCUUUUCCUUAUUCCUCCUCUCUCUAUUCUUAUUCUGUCCUUUCUCUCUCUUUAUACUUUAA
Molecule: messenger RNA, 1086 nt
Organism: Acanthosepion pharaonis
Lineage: Eukaryota; Metazoa; Mollusca; Cephalopoda; Sepiida; Sepiidae
Source: the annotation of a GenBank genome assembly